Scomber scombrus (Atlantic mackerel) is the source of this 2317-nucleotide messenger RNA. Its product is annotated as Fc receptor-like protein 5. The transcript is spliced from 12 exons. Lineage: Eukaryota; Metazoa; Chordata; Actinopteri; Scombriformes; Scombridae. Gene Ontology annotation, molecular function: transmembrane signaling receptor activity. Gene Ontology annotation, biological process: cell surface receptor signaling pathway. The record is from RefSeq and is a predicted model, not a curated record. Bases 71 to 2317 code for a protein of 748 amino acids.
CAACAGGCUCUCAUCUCAGAAAGACAAAGAAUUCAGAAUCAGUGCUUCUUCAUCCAGUAAUGUAAACUUCAUGUGUAAGGGUAGAAGAGAUGUUUAUUUCUCAACAGAGUGGAGUGAAGCCGUCACACUGAGACGAUCAUUGAAUAAAGCCAAACCGACACUGAGAGCAGACAGCGACAUCAUACCAGUAGGAGGCAGUGUGACACUGACCUGCUCUGUGGAUUCCUCUGCUGAUUGGAAAUACUACUGGUUUAGACGUGACUCAGGUUCAUCUGCUCUUCAGUCCAUAACAAAUGUUAAACCAGUUAACAAGGUCUCAGAAGGAGGCAUCUAUCAGUGCAGAGCAGGAAGAGGAGACCCAGAGAUCUUCACAGAGGACAGCAGAGCAGUCACUGUUUGGAAAACUGUUCCCAAUAAGGCUGUUCUCAGUCUGCAACCCAACUGGCCUGAGAUAUACAGUGGUGAGACAGUCACCAUCAGAUGUGAGAUCCAGGGAGGUGGAGACACUAAGUGGACGUAUCAAUGGAGUCCAGACAACUUAAACACAUCUCCACCACUCAGUGAACACAAGAUUAGCAGCACAGAUUACGACAGUGGAGGAUACAGUUGUAGAGGACUGAAGGACUCAUAUUCCUUUACAGAGUGGAGUAAUGUCUUCAGACUGACAGUAACAUCAAAUAAACCAAAGACCAAACUGAGAGCUGACAACAGAGAUAUUCCAGUAGGGGGCAGUGUGACCCUGACCUGCUCUGUGGACUCAUCAUCAUCUGGUUGGAAAUACUACUGGUACAGAGGAGAGAAAACCUCUGAACCCCUGACCACACAAGAUGCUGUUUUACAAUCAAAUAGACAAAUCAGUGUCUCACAGGGAGGAUCCUACUGGUGCAGAGGAGGGAGAGGAGACCCAGUUUACCUCACAGAGUACAGUGAUUAUAUCAGGAUCAACAAUAUUGUCCCAAAUAAGGCUGUUGUGACUCUGCAACCCAACUGGCCUGAGAUAUACAGCGGAGAGACGAUCAUGCUGAGAUGUGAGAUCCAUGAUGGAGACACAGAGUGGGAGUAUGAAUGGAAGAGUCCCCGUUACACAUUUCCAAAGAAAAAUGAAUACAUGAUUAGCAAAGCUUCUUCAUACCACAGUGGAAACUACAGAUGUAGAGGCAAAAAGAAAAAUGCAGAACAUAUUUCAACAGAGUGGAGUGCUGACAUCAAAUUAACAGUAUCUGAUAAUCCACCAGCACCUGUCCUCACUGUGUCUCCAUUAUGGCUGAGUCCUGGAGACUCAGUAACUCUGAGCUGUGAGGUUGAACAUCCAUCUGCAGGAUGGAGGUUUUACUGGUAUAAGACUGUUCCCAAACUAUCAGACAACUCCUACAUCUAUGAGCUGCUACCUGGUAGCAUCAAAGGGACUGAACAGGAUUCCUACAUCAUUCAUGGACCGACACACACAGCAAGAUAUAAGUGUAGAGCUGGAAGAGGAGACCCAGUGUAUUACACUCAACACAGCAAACCUGGGUUUGUUUGGUCUGGAGAUGUUCAUUCAGCAGUGACUCUCAUAGUGAGUCCUGACAGAGUUCAGCACUUCACCUCUGACUCUGUCUCACUGAGCUGUGAAGGAAACUUUACUAAGUGGAGAGUGAGGAGCUUUCCUGAGGACCGCUACAGGUCAGACUGUUAUAACUGGAGGUCCAUGACUGGAUCCACAUGCAACAUCUACAGUGAUCAGCAGAGUGAUGCAGUGUACUGGUGUGAGUCUGGAUCAGGAGAGUUCAGCAAUGCAGUCAACAUCACUAUACAGAAAGCAGAUAUUAUCCUGGUGAGCCCUGUGCAUCCUGUGACUGAGGGACAGUCUGUUACUCUUGGCUGCAAACUGAAGAGAGGACAAUUACUUUCCAACGUGUUUUUCUAUCAAAAUGACAAACUUAUCCAAAAUGAUACCAGAAGAGAGCUGAAGAUCUCUGCAGUGUCAAAGUCAGACGAAGGUUUCUACAAGUGUGAAUACUCAGGAGAAGAAUCAGCACAGAGUUGGAUGUCAGUUCAGGCAGUGUCCAGGCCUGAAAACUCUUCAUCUCUUAUACGAUUAAUUGUUGGGCUGGUUUGUGGAGUUGUACUUAUUAUUCUCCUGAUCCUGUUGUAUCUCUACAGACGAUCCAAAGAUUCUCACUCUGUCAGACCAAUCCAGUCUGAGAGCACCAAUCAGGACUCUGCCACACAUCACAUGGUCAACCUGAAUGAAACUCAAGAUCACAUCUACAAUUCUCUUCUCCAUGGUGAUACUUGUCUCUAUGAAUCAAUCAAAGGCUCUGAAGACCCAAAAUAG